AAGCAAAAGCAAGACGAGUCUGGAAUCCAAUGGGGAAAGGGGCUUCAAUGGUAGGGUCCACUUCCCUUUUCAAACCUUGUCCAGUUGUCCGUUCCCAUUCCUUUGAUCGCGUAGGACAAACCCCCACCAUAACACCAUGUGGGUUGCCCCCUCUUUCGACAUCGUUCCUUGAAAACGAUGUCGUUCUUUGAACGGAGCGGAGGAUUGCUUGUAACGGUACCUGCGCCGAAGUCGUUGGUGGAACACAGGCGCGGGCAAACGGUGGAGGCUCAGAAUUAAGCAUGUCAGAGGCCUCUACUUCCACGAGGAUCGCACUCCCCACUAUUCUUUGGCCUACUCGAACAGUCCCUUCCAUUAUGAUUUACGAAAAUGCCCCUGUAUGGCCCCGGUGGUCACAGCAGAGGAGAGGGAGAGGGCAUCUCUCUUUGCAUGAAGGACAUCUGUCGACUAAUGAGAUUGUGCCACGUCACCAGCUAGCCAAAAGCGGAUGGAAAAUCACUUCUUUCUUCUGUUAUUUUUUGACAACACUGAUCUAAAGGGUGAUUGGCGGGGUGAGGGAAGGGGAGAGGUGAAGAUUGUGUGUGCUUUAUAUAAAGGAGAGAGGGGAUGCGGCAGAUUCUCUCUACCACUCUCAGUGGCCUCUUUUUUAGUCAGUUUGGAGGUUUUGUGGGUGGUGAACGCCAAGGGUCUUCUUCUCCAUUCCUCCUCUCUCACUGCUGUCUGCCGCUCCCAAAAGCCUUGUCUCCAUCGGUUACUCUUCUUCUUCCUUUUUCUUCUAUUCCUGGGGUUCAAUGCAACACUAUCUGUACAUGUCCCCUCCUUUGUGACGUAUAAGGCACAAAAACCCAAAUCAGAUAGUCCAAAACUCAGACGACAACCCCCCACCACCCCCCCCCCCCCCCCCCCCCCCACCUCAUUAUCUGUUAUCUCAUAUUAUCUCAGAUAUUGUGUCUUCCCUACUGAACCAGGAGAAGAGGUGAUAAUUAAAAGAAUCAUUAUGGGUCAAGUUUCUGCCUUCUCCUCCUCCUCUCCUUCUCUCGUCAUCGUCCUCAGUCUUCUUCUCAUCUUAUUCAUUUCUGAAGGUGUUUCGGGUUCUACAUUUACGUUUCUGAACAGGUGUGACUUCACGGUAUGGCCGGGAAUUCUAGACAGCGCUGGUAGCCCAAAGCUGGAAACUACAGGGUUUGUGUUACCCAAGGGUAGUUCACGUGGCUUCCAAGCUCCGACGGGCUGGUCAGGUCGCUUCUGGGGCAGAACCGGCUGUAAUUUUGAUGGGUCGGGCCACGGUACAUGCGCCACCGGAGACUGUGGGUCCGGUCAGGUAGAGUGCAACGGCGCUGGAGCUUCCCCGCCGGCGACACUCGCUGAGUUCACUCUCGGCUCUGGUAGUCAAGACUAUUACGACGUCAGUCUCGUAGAUGGCUACAAUCUGCCAAUGAUGGUCGAAGGCAGGAGCAAAUCGGGUGCUUGCACGUCCACCGGGUGCGUCACCGACCUGAAUCGCCGGUGCCCGAAUGAAUUGAAGGUUGAGGGUGGUGAGGCGUGUAAGAGCGCCUGCGAGGCGUUCGGCAGCCCGGAGUACUGCUGCAGCGGCGCGUACAACACACCGUCGACGUGUAAGCCGUCGGUGUACUCUGAGAUAUUCAAGUCUGCGUGCCCCAGAUCAUACAGUUACGCUUAUGAUGAUGCCACCAGCACUUUCACCUGUAACGGAGCCGAUUACACCAUCACAUUCUGUCCUUCCUCUCCCAGCCAAAAAUCUUCCAAGGAUUCUCCAAGAGAAACGGGAACAACACCAGAUAGUGGGUCAGGGUCAGGGUCAGGGUCAGGGCCAGAAUCAGAAUCGGCUUUAGCGUCGGCAGAGGGCACGAUGCUAGCCAAUUCUUGGUUAGCAAACUUGGCAACCGGUGCCAGUGGUACAGCCAGGAGCCACCCAUGUUUAACACUACACUCUGGAUUUGUUGUUGCAAUCUUCUCAUUAGUCCUUCCUUUUUUGGUAGGGUAGACAGCGAUGGCUAAUCAUGAUUUCCAUUUUGUAAAAUCACCCACUCCCCCAAUUCUACAUAUUUUAUGUUUAUACUUAAUAAAAAAAUAAAAAUUAAUGAUAUGACCUUUCUCUA
This is a messenger RNA of Vitis vinifera (wine grape), 2120 nucleotides long. RefSeq lists its product as uncharacterized. Lineage: Eukaryota; Viridiplantae; Streptophyta; Magnoliopsida; Vitales; Vitaceae. Gene Ontology annotation, cellular component: extracellular region. The record is from RefSeq and is a predicted model, not a curated record. The transcript has 4 exons. Gene Ontology annotation, biological process: defense response. The coding region runs from base 488 to 2005 and encodes 505 amino acids.